UUUUGUUUUACGGUUUCCUUUCUCCCUAAAUUUUGCUCUUUUUGGUAUUUGUCGUGGAUUUUACCAAAACAAGCAAGGGUGACCGGAUGAGGUUUUCUCUCAUAGAAUAAGUAUAGAUAUAUGUAAUAAACAAUAACAUCAUAAUAGGUAAAAAUUUGUUUCUUUAAAUGGUUGGGCUUGGUUGGAAGAGCUUUGAUAAAGAAACAAAGAAUGAGUGAGGGAGAGAGAGAGACAUGAAUGAAUAAGGAAAGGUAGCUGUAUGUCGGUGCUUGCUGCUUUGGUUUGUGACUAGAAAAAGAACCUAGAAUCAAUCAAUCACAACAAGCACAUAAAUAACAGAUACCUUCUCUCUUUGUGCAGUAAUAGGUUAUGUAACUUUGCUGUAAUAGUCUGGUCUUUAUUGUUCACAAUAAAUCAAAAUUUUCUUUUUUUCCAAUUUAUUUUACUUUCUCUUUCUUCCAUUUUAGCGUUUGUUUGCACUCCUCUCCAACACAGGCUUCCUGGGUUUUUUUGCCUAUUUGGUUUUAGAAAGAUGGUGAGAGGAAAGACUCAAAUGAGGCGCAUAGAGAACGCCACAAGCAGGCAAGUUACUUUCUCCAAACGCCGUAAUGGGCUGCUAAAGAAGGCAUUUGAGCUCUCAGUUCUUUGUGAUGCUGAGGUUGCCCUUAUUGUCUUCUCUCCAAGAGGCAAACUCUAUGAAUUCUCAAGCUCCAGCAUGCAGGGGACAAUUGAACGUUUUCGUAAGCAUGUGAAAGACACUCAAGUAACCAAAAAGAUAACUGAUGAAAACAUGCAGCAUCUGAAGACUGAAGCUGCAAGCAUGGUUAAGAAAAUAGAACACCUUGAAACUGCUAAAAGGAAAUUACUGGGUGAAGGUCUGGGUUUAUGCACUCUUGAAGAACUACAGCAGAUAGAACAACAGUUGGGGAGGAGUGUAAGCAGCAUUAGAGCUAGAAAGAAUCAGGUUUUCAAAGAACAGAUUGAGCGACUACAAGAAAAGGAGAGACUAUUGGCAGCUGAAAAUGCAAGACUCUCGGAAAAGUGUGGGAUCCAACCGUUGCAAGGGUUUAAACAGUUAGGAGAACAAAACAUGCCCAGUGAAGAAAGUAGCCCAGUUUCAGAUGUGGAGACUGAACUUUUCAUUGGGCUACCGGAAACCAGAAAUAAGCGUUGCCGUCCAAGAAAUUGAUGGAAGGUGGUCCAAACCACUCUUAAUCAAUCAAUCUAUCUAUCUAUCUAUCUAUAUAUAUAUAUUACAUCUAGCUUCAACCAUUAAUAAUAAAGGCUGUUGUAUGGUAAAUGUAAUUUCUGUAGCAUGUUGAAGAAACUUGAAUCUUGAUAUGUAUUUAACAAUUAAAUAUAUAUAGCUACUUCAAUUUUUAUCUA
This is a messenger RNA of Jatropha curcas, 1386 nucleotides long. NCBI's taxonomy places the organism in Eukaryota, Viridiplantae, Streptophyta, Magnoliopsida, Malpighiales, Euphorbiaceae. The record is from RefSeq and is a predicted model, not a curated record.